Schistosoma turkestanicum is the source of this 1113-nucleotide messenger RNA. The record is from the annotation of a GenBank genome assembly. NCBI's taxonomy places the organism in Eukaryota, Metazoa, Platyhelminthes, Trematoda, Strigeidida, Schistosomatidae.
AUGCCUAUCAAACGAUCAUCUGGACGUUUAGGAUCUAUUGGCGGUGGUUUUAAUAAUAAUAGUUCACGAAGAACAAGUGAUCAAUUGAUAUCAUCAGUACCAUUAGUGAAACAUUGUAUAUUCCCUAUUGUGCCAAAAUUAUCCAGCAUAUCAUUUCUUUCAUUUAGUUUAGUAUUAUGCUUAACAUCUACAUUAAUUCAACAUAUGAAUUUAUAUCAAACUGUAUGGUGGUUACGAAAUACAUCAAUUGAAUAUCCUAUAGAAUUCGACUUGAUCGAUUGUUAUGUUAUAACCCAUAUCUUGUUGAUGCUGUGUACUCCGUAUGUUUAUUUGAUAUUGAUUAAGUUUAUCCCUUCAUUGAUUAUGACAUCAUUAAUUAUACGUUCAUUGGUGGGUUUAUGCAUUUUUACCUAUUGGGGUUAUAUCAUGACAUGGAUUUUAAAUCAGAUUGAAUAUUCUGGAACACCAAUCAUGCAUCAUCCAUUGGGAAUGGUGUUAUUGACUUAUUUUCCUAUACUCACACUCCUAGUUUAUCAUUCUCGUUAUUUGGAAAAAGUUGUUUGUCAAAAUAAUCGUCUUCAGCAUCAUCAUCAUCAUCAUUCCCAAUUGAACAAUACUGAUCAUAAUAAUAGUAAUUGUUGUUCUUCUUGUAGAGACAAUAAUACAAGAAUUACAUAUCAAUCAUCUGUUUUUACUUUAAAAUAUUGUUUACAGUUAUUUACAUCAUCCUGUUGGCGAUGUCUUACACUUUUCACAGAUUGGCCAUGUUUACCAUUUAAAGAGAUGUUUUUUCCAAUACCAUAUAAAUUUAUUCCGUCAAGAUUAUUUCACCAGCAUCAUGAUGACAAUGCGUCCACAACGGCUGAUCAUCAUGCAUCCAUUUCAACAAUGGAUUAUCAGACAAUGGAUCCUGUCGACGAUGAUUUCAAUCAUCACCUCAUGAUGAAUCAUCAAUGUUUAGGUGUAACACCUGAUCAAACACGUGAUGAAGUGGAAUUGUAUCGACGUGAUUUCAAUGCACGAUUAACUGAUAUAUUCAUUGGUACAUUGCAUGCAGUGUAUUAUGGUUGUUUUCUACCGAUUAUUUUUGUUCAAGUAUGUUGCAUUUAUUGA